This is a messenger RNA of Pieris macdunnoughi, 2394 nucleotides long. Lineage: Eukaryota; Metazoa; Arthropoda; Insecta; Lepidoptera; Pieridae. The record is from the annotation of a GenBank genome assembly.
AUGGAUUGGAUCACGCAACUCUUUCAUACACCUACGUUCGCGAAGCCGAGGACACAACAAGCUAGUCCGAAAUGUGGCAGUGGGAAUUCAACCAACGGAAUUCCAAUUAGUACCAGCGUCUGUGGCACCAUCUCUCGAGCUGGUGAUGCUAAACCCGUUGAGUGCAACCUGUGCCAUCGAAAGUUUAAAAACAUACCAGCUUUAAAUGGACACAUGCGUCUUCAUGGAGGUUAUUUCAAAAAGGAUUCCGACAAUAAGAAGCUAGACAAGAAAGAAUCAACUGGACCUCCACUGCAAACUGCGUCAGUCUCUGUUAGAGCGCUAAUAGAAGAAAAAAUUAUUAGCCGUCGUGGUGCUAUAACGUCACAAGCGACAGGAGUAACAGAUUCAACAGCUCGUUCUGGUUUUGCGACGCCUGCACCACCUCCAUUAUCCAGCAUUCGUACGUCAGCGUCACCAGCUUCACCUGCUACAACUUCAGUACACUUUGCGUCGCCAAAAGUACCACCAGUAGUUACACUUGGUUCUAACGUAUCCAACAUCAAUACGGCGCAAAGGGAUUCAACCCUUAUUGAGCUUCUUAAGAAAGGAAACUCAAAGGUUGUGAAACGAUCGGCAUCCGACCCAGGCCAAUGCUCACCCCAACAAGAAUUUACUUUUCGACCGGAACUAUUUGGAGUGUCAUUUAACUCGGACGAUGGGUACUUCUCACCGGCAUUACAUGAAGACACAUUUCAUUUUACUACGACACCUGAUCACUUAGAAGAAUUAGCAUCACUGGAAGACUAUGCUACCGUAGCAGCAUCGAUACAUGAACGAUCGCCAGUUACUUUCCCGUCCAAUCGUCGUUUAGCUGCAGUACUGAAUUCUCCUUUACCAGAAUCAUUAGCGGAUUUUGGUGCUUGCCACGAUGGCACUGCUGUUCCAUCUCCAGGACUUCCUGGAUAUACAGAACAUUCUCCGAGCCUUUCGUACUCCACUGGUGAUUCACCAGGUGUAGCAUAUGCAGCAACUUCACCAAGUGGUAGUUAUUCAACGCAUCCUACGCCAUCUCCUGGCCUAACAUACCCUACACCUCCUGCUUCAUUGGAUGCCCAAUCGCCAGCUCAUACAGUUCCAAGAGCGUCAUCGCCACUCACGGCAGCUUUUUUUACGGCCACUAUGUCCAGUCAAGAAGAGGUAGAGGAGGCUCUCGAAGAAGUAUUACCAGACGAGUGUAGAGCACUGGACGUGUUUACUUUAAAUUCGUCGCCGACUGCACGGAGGAUGAUGCUCAACUCCGAAGAUCCGUUGCUAUCUAGCAGCCCUCGCAAUUUCCCCCAUUCGAGAUCAAUGCGUCGUCAACGUUCGGCUACACCCAUUCCGACAUCUCUACAUCAAUGGCAAUCAGAGCAUAAUUCACUUCAAGUUUGUGUUGAAGGGCGUGAGGGAGUGCCUGCGGUGUUCCUCAGUCCAAACAGUAUACCACCUUCCCCGCAGCGAAGAAAACGAAAAGCAUCUCCUGCUGGACCGCACAGAUCACGAAUGCGUCGUGCGCCUACCCACUACACCCCACAGCCGUUACUUUCCCCUGAUAGAGAUGGGCCUGGGCUUUAUGUCGACUUUAUAAGCGGUAUAUCAGGUACGGAAGCAGAAGUGUUAUCUCAAUUUGAAGAUAACCAAACGCCACGUAUUAACAUCGGGGCAGAACAUCAGGCUGACAUACCGGAAUUGUGUUCCGAUCGCGUAGAUUUGCAUCGAGUGCCAGAACAACUUCUUUGGGACCCUGGCAUUAAUGAUGCGCUUGAUGAUAAUGAGGUUCGUAUGUUUAUGGAGCUAGCAAUGUGUGCCGCAAUGCCCGUAGGAGGCCAUACUAGAGAGUUCGCAUUACAAACUCUUGGUGAAUGCGGGGGUGACAUUCGCGCGGCUACACUUCGGCUUAUGUCUCGACCACCUGCGCCUGCGCAGAAUGAGGCCAGAUGGACCCCAGAUGAGGUGGAGGCUUUCUUGAAUGGCCUCGCGCACUAUGAUAAGGAUUUCUAUAGAAUUUCACAGUUGAUAAGAACAAAAGACUCAAAGCAAUGCGUCCAAUUCUACUACUUCUGGAAGAAAGUGACCAAAGAUUACAAAACUCUGUAUUUACGGAGCUGGAGUGAUGCACGACAACCACAAGGUACGUUCGUGCACGCUCCGAGUACUUCAUCCCCCACUUCCUUCGAGGGUGAAGAGUACCCGUGCAAAAUAUGUGGGAAAGUAUUUAACAAAGUAAAAAGUCGUAGCGCGCACAUGAAGUCGCACCGGCCACUCGACGCCGAGCCCAAACGGCCUAAACUCGAAAAACCUUAUGAAAAGGUCGAGGCUGACGAAAGGUCCCAAGCGACUGCCGAAUACAAAAAUAGGCCUCACUAUAAUUGA